Molecule: messenger RNA, 2835 nt
Organism: Manis pentadactyla (Chinese pangolin)
Lineage: Eukaryota; Metazoa; Chordata; Mammalia; Pholidota; Manidae
Gene: RDH5
Product: retinol dehydrogenase 5
Source: RefSeq, a predicted model, not a curated record
CUUUUCCUCAUUGGGCCUGGUGCAGGUGCCUGUUGGGUAAGCAGAGGGUGAGCGUUUCCCACACCACCCAAAAAGGUCAGUGGGCCCUGCCCCAAGCUUCUUGCAGCAGAGAAAUAAGAUAGGAGGCAAGCCUGGUCCCAGCUCUGCCUUGUUGCCUCUCCACAUGCUCAUGGCCUCUCCUAGCCUGGUGCUAAGCAGGGUCAUGAGUCUGGACCUGGUGGGAGAUUAACUCUUAGCAUGGGGGCACUUCAGGUCUGGGAAAGGAGAGGGAUUAGAGGCCCAAGGUAACCAACAGGAAGGGGCAGCUGCCAUCCUUGACAGAUCCCCUCUCCUGGGAGCCCAUGAUAGAGGUAGUCAGGAGCCCUAGCUGGAAAAGCAGCCGGGAAGGGGGCCUAGGCAUCCCUGGCCUGUGGCAAGCCCCAGCUUCAACCAGCAGCCUCCAGCUUCCCUGGCUUCACCUCCCAGCCCCUCCCCGACACACAUGCACUGAACACUUCUGGCACCAAGUCCGCCCACUGUAGACUCUGGCUGCAGCUAGUGUGGGAGCCUGGGGGUACUGGGAGCAAAGUCUCAGAUGAAGGAAAAGCAGCAGCUACAGGCAUAUGGUGCCACCUAGCUUUCCCAGAGGAGGUCAGCAGGGUACUGGGAGCUAGGGUACCAUGAGCAGAGUAGCCAGAUGUUACCCAGACUGAUAACGGAAGGCUUUAAGCAUUCUGUCUGCUUCCCCACACACAAGCCCCUUUGGCCCUCCACAACUCCCAAGUGGGAAUGGUGGGCGUUAGCCCCACUUGGCAGGUGAGAAAAUAGAUCCGGAGAUGCAGUGAAAUACUCAGCAUCACAGUGUGGGACCAUCAGGACUGAAGUGCAGGGUUCUUUGCCUGGUAUGUGUUUCCAAAAACAAGGCCCAGCUUACAUUUAGAGAGUUCAGGUGUCCCUAGUCUGGCCAGGAGCAGUGGAAACAGAGAAGAUCCCUAUGCCCUGUGCAGCAGGGUCUGCACACAGGAGCUGGUUGACCUGCCUUUAGCUGUGUCAGCCAUAUCACAGCGUCUGCCCAGAUCUUUGCUUACAAGCCAGGCAGAUAAUUCCUCUAUCUGCUCAGACCAGAGACUCCCAGUUAGGAUGGCUGUAAGAGGCGAGGCCUUUGAGGGCCACAGUGAACUAGCCAAGUUCUCGUGCCCAGCCUCAGCUGCCAUCUGCAGUCACUGGGCCCUGGCCAUGUGGCUGCCCCUGCUGCCGGGAGCCAUGCUUGGGGCCACGCUGUGCCUACUGGGAGAGUGCGGAGCCUUGGUCCUCAUCCCCUGCCGCACCUUAGGUUUCAGGUGGCCUCUGGCCCUGAGACUGGCCAGCUGCCUGAGCCCCUCAGCAGAGGACCUACAGCGGGUGGCCUCCCCCCUCCUCCACACCACACUGCUACCACCAAUCCCCAGUGUCCAACGGGCAGCCAACUGGGUGGAAACACACUGGGGAAACAGGAGGCUUUUUGGCCUGACAAGUAAUACUGCUGUAGGGCCCGUGCCAUGGCUGACUCGGGAUGAUGUCCGUCGGGUGCUGGAUGCAAACACACUGGGACCCAUCAGGGUCACCCUUGCCCUGCUGCAGGCCCAGGGUCACCUGGCAGCCAGUGGUGGGGUCCACUGUGUGUCCAAGUUUGGCCUGGAGACCUUCUCUGACAGUCUGAGGUUCAUCCUCAUCUGUUGUCAGAAUGAAAAGACCUGCUUUGUGGAUGUUGUGAGUGAAAUGAGGGGUGUAAGUCUGGCUUCUUCCAAACCCACAGCAAACCUGAAGAGUUUGGGAGAUGCCCUGCAGGCCUGGGCACAGCUCCCUCCAGCCAUACAGGGCCACUGUGGGGAGGCCUUCCUCACCAGGUGGAGUAACUGGGCCCACACAGGGGAGCAUGAAGGGCAAACCCACCACGGCCCAGGCUAGGAAGCCAACCUGCUUUGGCUGCCAGCCUCCUACCUACCUGCCAGCCUGGGUGUGCUCACCUGAGUCCUUCCCAUGCCUGCCCAGGCCAUCUGCUGAACCCAGCCUUCCAACAACUGUUCCUCAAGAGCAAGGACUUCACUGCUGUUCCCCACCCUGGUACUACCUGGUGCCUGACAGAACAAGCACUCAAUAAAUGUGUACUGCUAAAAAAUUCCUAAAAAGGAGAAAACACCCAGUGGGAAAUUGACACCAUUUAAGUGCUAACUAUCCCAGGCUGAGUGGCCCAGGGGCUCUGGCCUGUUUAGUGCUUGCAAAACAACUAGUGCCCACUGGGGGGGCGCAAGGGCACUGCCUUGCAUCUGUACAAGAUCUUUGAUGCAGCCCCUGGAGAAUGGCCACCAGGGGGCACUGUUGGACGUUUCCUUUAUUUUUGACGUGCACUAAAGCUGCAAUUAAGUAUUUGGAGUGGAAAUGGCCUUUACUUUUAUUCCGAGGGAGGGAAGUUGGUGAAGAGGGCUCAGGACCAGGCUGGGUGGUUUCCAUGGGAAAAAAACGGCAAUAGCCACUUAAAUUCUCCGAUUAUCCAGUGUAAGUCAAGAAACAUGGACACUGGCCACACAGAUGUCAAAGCAACUUACUACCACUCUGAGAGGAGACAGGCACCCUUGGUAGGGGAGGAGCUGGUAGGCAGAAGGCCAGGGAGGACAUGUCCACUGUAGACAUGGACUGACCUCUCCCAAGUAGGGCCUCUGUGGGAAAUCCCUUGACUUUCGGAGGAGAUGGCUUAGUGAGCAUUGCAGGAGGGAACCUGGCAGCCCACGACUAGGAGAUAAGGAGGGCAGUGAGUCACAGCCCCCUUCAAACCCCAUUCACUGCCAGCCCAGCCAAUACUUGGAACACAAUCUGCCU